Mangifera indica (mango) is the source of this 1667-nucleotide messenger RNA. RefSeq names its product piriformospora indica-insensitive protein 2. NCBI's taxonomy places the organism in Eukaryota, Viridiplantae, Streptophyta, Magnoliopsida, Sapindales, Anacardiaceae. Gene Ontology annotation, molecular function: protein binding. The transcript has a single exon. The coding region runs from base 37 to 1434 and encodes 465 amino acids. The record is from RefSeq and is a predicted model, not a curated record.
ACUUGCCUUCAUACUUGCAUUUUUCUUCCUACCGAAAUGGCCGUUCCUGUUUCUCUCUUCUCCGUCCUCCUCUUCAUAAAUCUCUUGUCCUUUUGCCUCUUCUCGAACCAGCAACCUCUUCUUGACUCCCUUGAGCAAGACGCUGUUUAUCAAGUCCUUCACUCCAUUAACCCUACUAUUCCUUGGCGUUCACUCUUUUCCGACGACCUUUGUUCGUCUCCUCCCCAUGGUGUCGUUUGUGGAUACUUCAUUGAGCCCACCAACAACACCGUUUCCCACCUUCAAACCGAGACGUUUCACAUUACUGAGCUAAAUUUUGGGUAUGUUUCCGAUUACACGCCAAACCCGCCUUGUACUCCAAACUCUACUCUCAGUCCUCUUAUUUUCACCUCCUUCAAGUACCUUCGCAAGCUCUUCUUCUAUCAAUGCUUCACCGAAACGCCCGUUUCCGUUCCUGAUAACCUUCCAGAGAGUUUCGGGUCAAGUCUUGAGGAGCUGGUGUUUAUUGAGAACCCAUCAUUGGUUGGUUCUCUGAGUGGCAUUAUCGCAAGCUAUCCUCACCUCAGGAGGUUAGUUUUCACAGGGAAUGGAGUUUAUGGUAACGUUCCAGAUGAAGUUGGUGAGCUGGUUGAUCUUGAAGAGCUUACACUUUCGAGAAACAAACUAAGCGGUGGGGUUUCAUUUGGUUUGGCUAAGUUGAAAAAACUGAGAGUUCUUGAUUUAAGCCAAAACUAUUUUGACGGAAAUGUCCCUGAUGAGAUGGGUAAUCUUACAGAGUUGUUAAAGCUUGAUUUGAGUAACAAUAACUUUUCUGGUAAAAUCCCAGAGAGUUUUGGUUCCUUGAAGAGUUUGGAGUUUCUUGAUCUGAGUUUUAACCGCUUUGGUAACUUUGGGGUACCUCUGUUCUUAGCUGAGAUGCCGAGACUGAGAGAAUUGUAUUUGAGUGGGAAUUUGUUAGGAGGGCAGAUCCCAGAAAUAUGGGAAAAUCUGAGGGGUAUUUUGGGGAUAGGAUUUUCUUCGAUGAAUCUUGUUGGGGAAAUCCCAGCUUCAAUGGGCCUGCACUUGAAGAACUUGAGCUACUUGAGGCUGGAUAACAAUAAACUUGAAGGAGGUGUGCCUGAGGAGUUUGGUGUUUUGGAGUUUGUGAGCGAAAUCAAUCUGGAGAACAAUAAUUUAAGCGGUAGAGUUCCAUUUUCUGCCAAAUUUAGCUCAAAAGUUGGGCACAAAUUGAAGUUAAAUGGCAAUCCAGAUUUAUGUGUUGGUGAAGGUUUCAGCAUUAGCAAGAAUGUUAGUGGCAGCCUGGGGCACUUGAAGUUGUGCAAGAAGCCUGAUAUUCCCAAUGCAGUCCAAAUCAAUGGCGGUUCUUCUUUAGGGCUGUUGGCAUAUUUUCAUGUGCUGUUGUUUCUUGGAUUUUUUAUUCUCUUUGCUUGGUAAUGCAAAGAGACGGUGAUGGUUUAGGAUAGAAUUACAGUGUCCAAAAACAGUGAUAUAAGUCAGGACAUGUUAUAUUGACUCUUCUUUUUUGGGCCGAAAUGUGUAAUUAUCUAGGUUUUUGAUAGUGACAGGUGCAUAUAUUAUGGGUUAUUGUAUAUGAAGUUUGCUUAAUCUGGAGAUUUUUUGAGUUCAAGCAAUCAAGGCCGGUUUCACUUCUAUUUACAUUUUUCUUC